Capsella rubella is the source of this 1041-nucleotide messenger RNA. RefSeq names its product probable long-chain-alcohol O-fatty-acyltransferase 5. The coding region runs from base 1 to 1014 and encodes 337 amino acids. The transcript has a single exon. Lineage: Eukaryota; Viridiplantae; Streptophyta; Magnoliopsida; Brassicales; Brassicaceae. The record is from RefSeq and is a predicted model, not a curated record. Gene Ontology annotation, biological process: lipid metabolic process.
AUGGAGGAAGAACUUAAGAGCUUGAUCAAAGUAUUGGUUUUUACAAUCAUCUCCAUAUCUUAUUGUUACUAUUUGCCACCUAGAAUCAAAUCAGGACUUCCUCGAUUCCUCUCUGUUUUCCCCAUCCUUGCUCUGUUUCUUGCUCUUCCUCUGUUUUUCUCCACUGUGCAUCUCUCUUUCUUCACAGCAUUUUUCCUCACAUGGCUCGCUAAUUUCAAACUCAUUCUCUUCUCCUUUGAUAAAGGUCCUCUAAUCCCAGUUCCUUCAACUCUCUCCCGGUUCCUAUGCUUUACUUGCUUCCCAAUCAAAACCCAGCAAACCCCUAAACGUCAGACUCAUUUGCCCACCAUGUUGGUUUUGGCCGUUAAAGUUGCUAUCUUUAGUAUGCUGUUACAUUUUUAUGACUAUAAACAAACUCUGCACCCGCUUCUACUACUAGGACUCUAUUUUUUACAUCUAUACCUAGAGCUUGAGAUCAUUCUUACGUUAUUCAAAGUUUUGGUUUCCAUCUCUCUUGGAUGCGACCUGGAGCCACAGUCUAAUAAACCAUACUUAGCCACGUCUCUACAAGACUUCUGGGGUCGCCGAUGGAACACUAUUGUGCCCACGAUUCUCAAGCCAGCCGUUUACAAACCAAUGCGGCAAGUCUCCGAACGGAGAAUGAGCUCCGACUGGGCUCUGUAUCUGGGGACCUUGGUGACGUUCACCGUCUCCGGUUUGGUUCACGACUUGCUCUUCUUCUAUUUAACUCGUGAGAUGCCCACUGGACAAGUUACUCUGUUCUUCAUGUUACAAGGCGUUUGCCUUGCGGCGGAAUUGGCUGUGAAGAAGAAGACGACGGUGACGCAACGGUGGCAGUUAAGUCCGGCGAUUUCGAGGAUACUCACGGUGGGGUUUGUGUUUUUGACUGGUUCUUGGUUGAUGACACCUCAGCUUAUAAGGAGCGGCGUGAUGGAGAAGUACAUCAACGAGGCUUUGUUUUUCGUUAGUUUCGUUAAGAACAAGUUUGUUUAGUCUCUUGGGGUAUUAAUUUGAAUGUUA